Salvelinus sp. IW2-2015 is the source of this 1722-nucleotide messenger RNA. NCBI's taxonomy places the organism in Eukaryota, Metazoa, Chordata, Actinopteri, Salmoniformes, Salmonidae. The record is from RefSeq and is a predicted model, not a curated record.
CGCUGGCGGGACGCUUUCGUUCGUCGUCCUCGACUAUUGAUAUAAGAACACACCCACAGAGUUUGACACACCUUUACUUUGUAGUUAAUUAUUGCACAUUCUUUCCGGACCGAACUAAGUCUAAAAUGACGGAGCAAAAGAAUUGUUCAGAACUUGCUACGCAAAUAUUAAAAGAUGCUCCCGCGUCGAGAAAAGCGCUUAUUGACAACUAUAACAACCUUCACAAAGUGGCCGAUUACUGUGAAAACAAUUAUUUAGGCCUACAGGAUGAGGACACAUGGAGGGGUUUGGAGGAGACCAAGGCUUUGACCACUCAGGCUUUGGCCAGUGUGGCCUACCAGAUCAACAGCCUAGCCACUUCUGUCCUGAGACUGCUGGACACCCAGGCCAUGCAGCUGAAAGACAUGGAGAACUCCCUCAACCUCCUCUCUCUGGCUGUAGCUAUCCAUCAGGAGAAGGUGUCUCGGAGAGAGAUGGGAAUUUUCACCACAGUAACGAAGUUGGCUUGCGCCAAAUUAAUGAGCCCUCCCAAAGCUGGCCGUGAGCCCGAGGGUUGCUACAUCAGAAGACCCAUAUCCUUCACCGAACUGGACACACUGGGCCACAGCUUUAACCUCAAUGAGUUGCAGCCUCGGAAAAGAACAGUGACCACAGAGAGCGUGCGGAGUACAGGGAGCUGUGGCCCUGUGGAGUGUCCCGUUGCUCCUGCUACCCAGCCUGGGGAACCCUCCUCAGCCAGUGUCAAUAAGGAUUUCUAUAGGUCCAAUCUUGGCAUUAAUGUGGCCCUACCAUCGGUGCCCACCUUGCCAGUCUCCUCAAACCUCACCCAAAACUGCCCACAACCCCCUCCUGGAUCCACGUUUGACUCCAACAUCCCACCUCCUCCUCCACCACCUGGCUCCAUGGGCACUGGUCCUCCUCCUACACCCUCCAUGACCUCAUCAAAUAACCUCCCUCCUCCUACACCGAAUGCAUCCCCUAAUGUUCCCUCUCCGCCACCCCCUCCUCCACCUCCUGCCAGCUCAUCAAAUAGCUUCCCCCCUCCUCCUCCUCCUCCACCUGGUUCAAUGGGUAAUGCUCCACCUCCUCCGCCACCUCCACCUCUCCCCAGCUCAUCAAAUAGCUUACUCCCUCCUCCACCUCCACAUGGUUCAAUGGGUAAUACUCCUCCUCAUCYUCCUCCCAGCUCAUCAAAUAGCUUCCUCCCUCCUCCUCCUCCUCCUCCUCCACCUGGUUCAAUGGGUAAUGUUCCACCUCCUCCGCCACCUCCACCUCCUCCCAGCUCAUCAAAUAGCUUCCCCCCUCCUCCACCUCCACCUCCACCUGGUUCAAUGGGUAAUGCUCCUCCUCAUCCUCCACCUCCUCCCAGCUCAUCAAAUAGCUUCCCCCCUCCUCCUCCACCUGGUUCAAUGGGUAAUGCUCCUCCUCCUCCACCACCUCCUCCUCCUCUCCCUGGUACCUCCACUAAGGUGCCCCCACCUCCUCCACCACCCCCACCUCCUCUUCCAUAACUUAUAUUGUUACGUGUCUUCCCUAUCUACCUUCUGCUAUGUAGGGAUUACAUGGCACAGCAAUGAAUUGAACUGAAUAUGGUAUGUAGCAUGAAUGCAGUGUGUGAUCAUGAUUGAGUUUUUAUGAAUAUGUGUUAAACAAAUGUGAUUUAUUUCAAUUUGAAAGUAUAUUGAUGACAGGAUUCUGCAUUAAAGGAAGUUUUUAAAUCUA